AUUCCGACUCGUGAUGAAGGCCAUCGGAGCUUCGUGCAGGUGGAGCUUCGUCUCGCUAGCGCUACUGUGCAGCGUACUUGCCGCCGCAACAUCGCAGAGCUCAAGCUCAAGUGGUAGCGCUAACGUUGUAUUCUCGUCCGUCGGCAAUGUGUCCGGGAGUCAAUGGCAGACCGACGCCGAGGAAAUUCGCUUCCCCACCGACUCAAGGACUGGUAGUGGCGACAUUGUAGUUGGCUCUGAAGAUUUGUCAAGCGAAGAAAGCGCUGAAGAGGAGAUUGUUGCCUCUCCCGUGGCGACUGCUCCUCUGCUGGUGCUGAAAGAGGUGGAGACAACUUCUGCCGUACCAGCCUCAGCGAAUAGCUCAUCUUCUCAAGCUGUUUCUGUGUUGAGCGAAGUGGAGAAUCCGCGGUCGAUAAAACCGGUUGAGGAGCUACAUGGUGUCCCGUCCAACCCCAGCUUUGUGAACGCUGUGGCCUUUGACGGUCGAGCUGCAGUGACGUGGAAGGCUCCGGAAGACGAUGGCUUGGAUCCUAUUGUGGCUUACGAAGUGGGGUGGUUUGAUGAGGAAGACAAUGUGCUGGUUGGCACUCAGAAAGUUACUUCAUCUUCAGUAAAUCUUGUAAGUCAUGUUGGAACGAAUACAAAUGCGUCGACUGCUCCAGCGGUAUCGGUGCCAACAUCAAGUGUCGUGGAGCCACUGGUGAACGGUCGCUCCUACGCAUUCAAGGUUCGCGCUCAAAACGUAAAUGGUUAUUCCGUGUGGUCGGCCAAGUCUCUUGCCGUGAGCCCGCUGCAUCCUCCUGAUCUCUGCGAGAGACUGUCGUGUUCAGGUCAUGGUACCUGCUUCCCAAACUACCAUAACGAGAGACCAGUGCAUUUAGAGAAGAACCGGCAAAAACGUAUAUUGACGGGUCCUAAAGACAGCAGCACAGCAAUUGACGAGUACUCGUUAGACGCCGUGUGUAUCUGCCGUCCAGGUUACAGUCCUCCUGACUGCAGUGCCAAGAGCAAUGACGAGGCGGCUCAGUAUGUGUGGCAAGUCACAGCAUGGAGUGAGUGUGAUAGUGGCUGCGGAGGCGGAAGGCGAUCGCGUGAGGCAGUGUGUUAUGAUACUAGCACCAACCAAAAAGCACCAUCGGAAGACUUCUGUACGGAGCCAAAGCCGUCGAUCACAGACAUUUGCAACGGUAUUGAGUGCGGAUCGAAGCGUGUUGUCGUGAGGUACGAGGUUGAAGUGAGCUACGAUGAAGUUCUAUUCUCGCCUGCAGCACGAGAAGCGUUUGAGCAUGCCUUCACUACUGAGGUUGCGUCUGCGCUGCAAAUUCCACACUCUCGACUAGAAAUCACUGCACUCGAGCGCGGCAGCAUCGUGGUGUUUUUCCAAAUCCUGCCAGCGUCACGUGUCGGGGAGAAGUCACUUAACGACAUUGUCGAGAACCUGCAAGACCAGCUAGGGAACGAGACGAGCACAUUGCGAUCCAUGGGGACGUUUGCUCGACGGAUUGAACUGAAUGGUGCAAAACUCAGUUUUUCCAUUGCCGAUCAAACCGUGGCUGGCGGUGCCGAAGACAUUUCUAUCGCUGGACUCAUUGGAACUAUGCUCGUGCUGGCCUUCUUCGUAUCGAUGUUUGGAUACUUCUUACGUCGCCGUCACUAUCGACUUCUUGAAGACAUCGAUGAGCGAAAAGAAAACGCACACGUCGCGGAUAUGGACGCAAAGAGUGGCGGCAUGAAGCGCAUGCAUAUAAGGUGUACGAGUACGACAUAA
Phytophthora infestans T30-4 is the source of this 1768-nucleotide messenger RNA. RefSeq lists its product as uncharacterized. NCBI's taxonomy places the organism in Eukaryota, Oomycota, Peronosporomycetes, Peronosporales, Peronosporaceae. Gene Ontology annotation, molecular function: protein binding. The record is from RefSeq and is a predicted model, not a curated record. Bases 14 to 1768 code for a protein of 584 amino acids. The transcript has a single exon.